GUUAACUUUGCAGGUUUGACCAAUUUGAACUAAUUUUGUCAUCAGGAUCCUCAGUGGAAAACCUUUGAAAAGUACCUCAUCUCUGCUUUCCAGAUCUUCACUUUGCAUAGGUUUCUGUUUUGUCCUUUACUUAAAGAAUGCCUCUGUACUACAUUGCGUCUGCAAGCCGUCUUUGAGAUAUUAUAUAGAUGUUUUCUCGUGCAAUAGAUAACACGGAAUAAGGGCAGGGAGGAUUGUUCCGUGCCUUUCCUGCUCUUUCCUCGGGAAAAAAAUAUUCAGAUUUUUUUUUUCUUUUUGUCUUUUUCGGUACCAGGGAUCGAACUCACGACUGCCUGCUUGCAAGGCAGGCGCUUAUGCCGCUGAGCUAAAUCCCCAGCCCCAAAUAUUCAGAUCUUUACAAAUACGCAAGUCCCAGUUUCAUUUUUAUAAAGGACAGCAAAGCUAGGGAUUUAGCUCCGCAGCUUAAGCGCCUGCAUGGCAAGUGCAAGGUUGUGAAUUCGAUCUCCGGUACCAUAAAGGAAAGCAAGUGGCUGCCGGUAACUAACAACUCCCAGCGGGGGUUUACAGAAAAAUAAAACCGCGCAACCGGAAGGGGGAUCCGAACAGCAGGUGGCGCACCGGGUGCACCAGAAGUGCGCGGUAUCACCACUAGUAACGUGCGCCGGAAGUAGCUGCCACCCGGUUCCACUAUGGCUGCUUCCUCUGCGAGCCGUAACCAAGUGUGGGUCGGCACCGAGACCGGAAUCCUAAAAGGGGUAGACCUCCAGCGGAAGCAGGCGACCAACUUCACGGCGACAGGGCAGCCGCAGCGCGAGGCGGCAGUGAGCGCCCUGUGCUGGGGCGCAGGCGGCGAGACCCAGAUUCUGGUAGGCUGCACGGACCUGACGGUGAAGCGGUUCUGCACCGAGAAAGGCGCGUUCCAGGGCCAGAGGUGCUGCGCGGGCGGGGAGGGCGCAUUCCGGGGCCUCGCCCAGGCCGAUGGCAAGCUCAUCACGUGUGUGGAUUCUGGGGUUCUUAGAGUUUGGCAUGGCGAUGAGAAGGAGACGCUCUCAGACCCACUCUUGGAACUGAGGGUGGGUCCUGGGGUAUGCAGGAUGCGCCAAGACCCAGCACGCCCUCAUGUGGUUGCCACUGGGGGGAAGGAGAAUGUCCUGAAGGUGUGGGAUCUGCAGGGGUCAGAGGAGCCCCUGUUCAGGGCCAAGAAUGUGCGGAAUGACUGGCUCGACCUUCGGGUACCAAUCUGGGACCAGGACAUACACUUCAUUCCUGGGUCACAGAAGCUGGUCACAUGCACAGGGUACCAUCAGGUCCGUGUCUAUGAUCCAGCAUCGCCCCAGCGCCGACCUGUCCUAGAAGCCACUUACGGAGAGUAUCCACUGACAGCCAUGACCCUCACUCCUGGGGGCAACUCUGUUAUUGUAGGAAACACACAUGGGCAGCUGGCAGAAAUUGACUUUCGGCAAGGGCGCCUACUGGGCUGUCUGAAGGGGCUGGCAGGCAGUGUCCGAGGGCUGCAGUGCCACCCUUCAAAGCCACUGCUGGCCUCCUGUGGCUUGGACAGAGUCUUAAGGAUACAUAGGAUCCGGAACCCACGUGGCUUGGAGCAUAAGGUUUAUCUCAAGUCUCGACUGAACUGUCUUCUCCUGUCAGGCAGGGAAGACUGGGAGGAUAAGCUGGAAGAACCCCAGGAGCCUAGUGAAGAACCCUCCAAAGACCCGGAGGUGGAUGAGCUUUGGGCGUCCUUGGAGGCAGCUGCCAAGCGGAAACUCCCACGGGCAGACCCGACCCUGUGGGCCGCAGGGACCCAGAAGAGGAAGAAGUGUCCCCGGGCAGUCAGCUCUUGAGUAAUCAUGGCUUGUGAAUAAACAGCUCCUAACCCAA
Cavia porcellus (domestic guinea pig) is the source of this 1881-nucleotide messenger RNA. It is a transcript of the gene Wdr74, whose product is annotated as WD repeat domain 74. The transcript has 11 exons. Gene Ontology annotation, cellular component: preribosome, large subunit precursor; nucleolus. The record is from RefSeq and is a predicted model, not a curated record. Gene Ontology annotation, molecular function: protein binding. NCBI's taxonomy places the organism in Eukaryota, Metazoa, Chordata, Mammalia, Rodentia, Caviidae. Gene Ontology annotation, biological process: ribosomal large subunit biogenesis. Bases 690 to 1844 code for a protein of 384 amino acids.